UCACCCGUCGCCACUUCGAAUGCCGUUGUCGUGGGCUUCAGUUGUGCCUGGCGCUGAGUCGAUGUCGUUACUGUCGCCCCUGUGACUGAAACUGUGACUGUGACCCAAACUGUAACAGUGACUCUGGGCUUUGCCGUGUGUCGUGUGUUGUGAACGCAUUAACUAAUCGGAGAUUGAGAGCCUGCAGACUGCAGUGACCGCCAAAUUGGCUCGGUUAGAACCCCGAGAGUGUCGUUGUGCAUCCUGUCACUUUUUGUCGCGCCACCUCAAGGAUAAUAAGUGGUAACAUCAACAACAAGUACCAGUAACAGAAAUAACAAGCAAUAAUAACAACAAUAACAGAAACCGCAUUGAAUUGUGCGUCUCCGGUGGAAAAAGUUAAUCCACAGAUAUUCUCACACACAUACACAGACGCUGGUGUGUGUCGUGCUGCCGUGUCCUUUUGUGCCCAGUGGGUGUGCGUGUGUGUCCCAGUCAGUGUAUGUGCGUAAUGCGUAUGUAAUCCAAGCAAAUCUGUCACGUGUUUUGGAUAUCUUGCCUUCCUCUGGAGCAGCGGAAUUUAUUGAAAAAUCACACAAAGAUAAAUGCGCUAAGCAAACACAGCACAAAAAAGCGGAAAACAGACCAAAAUCCGAUCGGAAUCAGUAGGAGAGGGAUAGGGACUUGGAGCCGCAGACAGAUGUUGCUUUUCGCCCAGCGAGAGAGGGAGCAGUGAGUAUGGCCCAGAGCCAACGUUUAUUGAUGGUCACCGGUGGAAAAAUCACAUUUAAAGACAAAUGCCAAAUGGCAAGCGAAAUGAACUGACGCGAAAAGAAAUAUUAAACAAAUUAUGAACAGCAGCGCGAUUUCAGUGCAAUAAAAUUGGCCAUAAAAACUCCGGCUCUCCGUCACAGCUCGUCCCAAAACAAUAAAAGACAGCAGAAACGGAAAACUAUUAUUUGACAAACUGUCAGCGGAGGCAGUGGAAAGUAAAAUUGUGAACGUUUGCACAAAGACAAGGGAGAGUCUUCGCGUUUCCCGCCCCAUUCACGCAUCCACGUUGCGUAUACGCCGCGUCGGCAGUUCGACACAGAAUCCGGGGAGGUGUUAAAUGCGUUCGCAUAUCGCACCGCCCACACACCACCCCACUCAACGCCAGAUCCACCGCAUCCCGCAUCCAGCAAAAGCCAGUGAAAGUGCCGAGCUGUGCAUUAUUUCCGCGUAAGUGAACAUUCUCCCCCCGCGGGAGGGGAUGUACUCCUGGAAAAGUCGCCGUUGCAGUCGCACUCGCAGUCGAUCCGAAAUGCAAACACUGGAAUCGAGGACGCGGCUCCUCCAGCAAGGCGCCCAGCUGACGCAUCUGCUGCUCGGUGGCAUCCUCUGCCUGACAAUUGCAUCGCACACUCAGACGUCGGCAGAGGCGGCGGCUGCGACAGCGGCGUCAGGAUCCGCAGAAGGAGCAGCCCUUAUGGCAGGCUCCGCCAUCGGCCCCGAUGAGAGCAGCGACCCAUCAUCGUCGGCGACCGCAUUCUCCAGCCUGGCUCAAGUGUCGUCGCUCCUGCCGGAGGCAUCCGCCCUUUCGGCGUCAACCGGACUGGUGGAGCCGUAUCUGGAUGGCUACGCCACCUCCAAUGUGACGACUCAGAUCGGAACACAUGCGUAUCUGCCCUGUCGGGUCAAGCAGCUGGGAAACAAAUCCGUUUCCUGGAUUCGGCUUCGGGAUGGACACAUCUUGACCGUUGACAGAGCUGUCUUCAUAGCCGACCAGCGAUUCCUGGCCAUCAAGCAACCGGACAAGUACUGGACUCUGCAGAUAAAAUAUGUUCAGGCCCGAGACGCCGGAUCGUACGAGUGCCAGGUCUCCACAGAACCCAAAGUCAGCGCACGAGUCCAGCUGCAAGUUGUGGUUCCCCGCACGGAGAUCCUGGGCGACCCGGAUCGCUACGUGAAGGCGGGCAGCAACGUGGUCCUCCGCUGCAUCGUCCGCGGCGCCCUGGAGCCGCCCACGUUUAUCAUGUGGUACCACGGGGCCGAGCAGUUGGCCGCCGACUCCAGACGCCACCGCAUUCAGCUGGAUCCAAAUCUACCGGAGGCCACCGGCGACGGACUGAGCACGAUUGGCUCAUUAAUCAUCGAGUCGGCCAAGAAGCGCGAUACUGGCAAUUACACAUGUAGCCCGUCGAAUAGCCCCAGUGCGACCGUAACGCUGAACAUAAUAAAUGGCGAAUCAUCGGCCUCGGCGGUCACUUCAGCGGCAGCCACCACCCGGGCCUAUGCCCUCUGCGUCCUGGCCCUCCUUCUGAGCGUUAUCCUGAUUGGAGUGGGCCAUCGAACAUGACAUGUCGCAGCGCGGAAGCCAAACUGAAGCAUCACAGGAGCAAGGACUUUGCCCACAACUCUGCCAAUGGAAAAUAUAUAAAAAUUGUUAGACGAAAAUAGGAAAAGCAAACCAUAAAACAGAUAGAAAAAGCGAAACAGAAAUGGAAGCGGAAACGGAAGUAAAACACAAAAACCCAAAAUGGAGAUUAAACGAAGUAAACGUAUUAAUCGAGUGCAUGUUGUAAGCUAGUUGAUUUUAUCCACUAACUAAUAACCAAUACGUAUAGAGGAUAAGUCCAUAAUCCCCGGAUUACUCCCCUACAGUUUCCCCUUAAAGAAAAUAUAAAGAAUAAGAUCCCUAGCCCUGCUAAUUGUAAGUUCUACCAGCUCUAAGCGACCUAGCCUGUAAGUCCUUAGUGUAAGGCAAACCCCUGAUUUUUGUUGUGCAGUUUUAGUUUCGGUUUUUGGUAUAUAGAGAGAGGCUUUGUUUUGCGGCAAAUACUGAGUGAGUUUGCAUAAAUGCAUAACCGUAAAUAUUUAUGCAGUUCGAUGUGAAAUUGCAUCGAUAUCCUGAACCCAUUCGGAUCGCAUGAGCGAAUCACUGGGGCGAGAAGUGCCGAGUGGGAGGAGGAGGGAGUGUUCUGCCAUCAAACGAAUGCAUUUUCGGAAAAAUUCAACUCGAAUGCAUUUGCAUGGCAAUUUGAGUCUGGAAAAAUAUUUUCUGUCUCCUUCCUAUGUGGCAACAUGCUGAACUUUUCAAUUAGCCGUAUUUCACUCACCCCCACCCCCGGUCACACUCCGGCACACUCCCUGGACAAUUUUUGGAAUAUUUAUUAUUUUUAGCAAAUACUGGCCACUAGACGUUGACCUCGUUUUUGUUGGAAAUCGAAUAAAUUUACUCAUAACUGCAUACCCUCGAAGAGGCCGUCCCAAAGAUCAGAAACAACCAUUUUUAUUUUCUCUUUGUCUUUAUGUUCAAGGAGUUGAGUUCGAAUUAUGCUGUGAGGACAGAGAAGAAACUCCCACAAACUAUAAACUGUCUGAUUUUUGUGCGACAUUUAAUGCAAACAUUUGCAUGGCCAAUUUAUGGAACUCUAUUUUAUGUGCUCUUAUCUCACGAACAAGCUCGAAACAUGCGGCAAAAACCAAAAUUCAUAAAGUAAAUAAUUGCAUAAGGAACAACAAAAAAUUAUAGAAAAUACAAACAUGCAUUGAUCGAAAUGGACAGCCAGAAGGACAAUGCAGGCAGGACAGGGGAGAAAAGCAAACAAAAACAAUUUAAUUGAUAACGAAAGUAAAUUUAUUGGAUUGAGCGGACUGACUCGCGAACUGUAUAUAACUCUAUUGCGAAAUUGUUCAACAAAAAUGUAAAUUAAUUGAAUAUACAAAUAAUAUAAAUGGCAGAAUCCAACCAGAGACGUACUCCAAACACUAAUGAAUUGCAUUUAAACGAUACAAAUAAAUAAAUAUAUAUAUACAUAUAUGCAUAAAUAAAUCGCGGGCAAAGGAAAACAAAGGCAGUCAAAGAAAUAAAUAAACCGAAAUCAAACGGACAGAAUGUAAACACACAUGGACAGAAUGUGUGUGUUUGCAGCCCCAAGCCCGCAGGCCCAUCCGGCUCGUAUUUAUUAUGCACUUAAUGUCCUUUUUAAUUACACUCACACAUACAAAUACACGCGUGCACUCCACUAUCCACGGAAAAUCCCAUAAAAAUUGUCUGAAAUUAAUUAAAGUCGACCGUCGUCCCUGCUUGACGUCUACGUGAAAGUUGAGGAGGCUGGAUGCGGCGACUUAAUUGCAAUUAGGAGCAUGCCACACGCACCUCCCGCUAGUCCAGUCGCGAACUCCAACAAUGCCAUCAAAGAGGCAUUAAUUAUGCGUGUGUGAUUGCUCGAAGGCAACCCGAUCCGUUGUCACACCCUGCGUAUACUUGAUGCGCUCGACCUUUGAGCGUUUAACAAAUUGAACUCGGCCAAGGCAACCGCAAGCCGCUGGAAGAGCAAACAUCCCCGAUGCGAGAACGGAAAAACACACGGAAAUAAAUUUCUGUGGUCAGUGUAUCGAGCGGGAUGGUGGUGGUUCCUGGUGAGAAUUAACCCGGAUUCUUUUCACGGGUGUCGACAAUUAACACAUUACCGUUUGCAUGCAUCAAAUGCUUGCGGUCUGCGGUUUACCGCCUUUGAAUCACCACCCACAGACUGGCAGAAGGCCCGCGUAUCUGAUACUUAACUUUCAACCAUUAUUUUACCGCCAAAAUGCCACCAACAGCCCAUUGGACAGCCAAUAAAAACUGAAUGUUUACCACACUAAAUACGAAUCUGAAUACGAAACUUUGUUAGAUGUAAGCUGCAAGUCGUAUAUGACCAUAGCGAGUAAUAUACGAAUCAAAAUCAAAAUACAUUUCUAAGCUAUUAAGUGUUUUUCAUCAUCAUCGUCUCGAUUAACGUAUAGAUGGAUUAUGUACGUGUAAUUAUCAAAAGACCCUAAACUAUUUGUAAAUAAUACGCAUUACGCAACGUCCUCCCAAACCGAAGCAGGAAUAGCAAAAAAAAAAUAUAUAUAUAUAUUCGAAGGUGUGGGCGUCACAUUUUAAAUACAGACACUCGAAAACACGCGUACUCCAUGAUAUAGCAAAGUUUAUUGUUAAGUACCGACUAAUACGAAAUACUUACACAUACAUAUGUAAACGAAACUAAGAACUAUGUGAAACUUUAACUGACAAAUUUAUUGCAUUACAUACAAUAAAAUAAUAAAAACGGUA
Molecule: messenger RNA, 5059 nt
Organism: Drosophila ananassae
Lineage: Eukaryota; Metazoa; Arthropoda; Insecta; Diptera; Drosophilidae
Gene: dpr11
Product: hemicentin-2
Exons: 8
Coding region: 1232-2317 (361 amino acids)
Biological process (GO): synapse organization
Cellular component (GO): neuron projection membrane
Source: RefSeq, a predicted model, not a curated record